ACCUUCUAAGUUGCCAACCGCCAAUAGAUGAAGAAGCAGAAGUCAAAAACAUUCGUGUUUUGUUUGUGCGUCACGACACUAGGAAGGAGAAAUUUAGGGUACUUCCGCGAAGCGGCCACACAGGAAACAAACUUUGUCCCACUUCAUCGAUUGUGCAUUCAUCAUUGUAAAAGUGUAAGAAACACGUUCUAUACAAAGUUUCUCAUACUUUUAGAAUUAUGGCUGCACAAUUGCAUGAAUUGGUCACAAAUGUUCCAUCAGACAUUAAAAAUGGACGUGACCAAGUUAAAUGCGAAUUAUCUGGACUCUAUACAGAAGGUGGUUGUUUGGAACUUGGUGAAUUUGCCAGUGUUGUAAAACGUUACUCUGGUACACUGAUUCCCCUCACAAACCCAAAGGGUUACAGUAUGAGGGUGUGUGGACAGGAUGACACAGUCUACAGUGGCAAUGACGAUCAGCUGGAAGCCUGGAAAGAUUUCUUCCUACCAGAGAGAAUGGAGAUGGUGGUGAUUGGUGCAAUUGAUGAGUUCCCAUGCGACGCAUUUGGCCUGCAGUUAGUCCUCUUGCUGUGUGAAGACGGGAAUAUCUAUGCCUACGAAGAUGAAGUUCUGCACCUUGUAGCCAGAAAUAUAAAGGAGCUGUUUGAAACUGGCUUGACCUUUCCUGGAUUAGAACGCUACAAUCUAGGAGAAUGUUUUGAGGAAUACACAGAGGAAGAGUACAAUGGAAUCAUGGAAUCUGAUGAAAUGAAAGAAAUGACAGAAGCACACAACCGUUUCUGUGAACCUUUGGAGCUCCAAAUAUUGGAAUCUCUACGGAAAAUCAAACAAAAUCAAUUGAAGGGUGUGGAGGAAGGCUGUCCCAAGAAUAAUUCAGACACAACAAAACUAAGUGUUUGGAGACUAAUUACAUAAUGCAAAAUGCUCCUUCAAACAAGAAUUUACUGAGUGUUCAUUAAAGAACUCUAUAUAUAUGUGUGUGUAUAUAUGUGUAUUUGUAUAUGUGUAUAUAUGUGUAUUUGUAUAUGUGUGUAUAGUUGAGUCUGGUUCCUCUCAAGGUUUCUUCCUUUACCAUCUAAGGGAGUUUUUCCUUGCCACUGCUGCCUGAUUCACCACAGACUUGCUCAUUGGGGAUAAAUACAUACAGAACUAAAUAUAUCUAAUAUUAAUUUUUAA
Molecule: messenger RNA, 1175 nt
Organism: Tachysurus vachellii
Lineage: Eukaryota; Metazoa; Chordata; Actinopteri; Siluriformes; Bagridae
Exons: 6
Coding region: 219-914 (231 amino acids)
Source: RefSeq, a predicted model, not a curated record